Molecule: messenger RNA, 1445 nt
Organism: Triplophysa rosa
Lineage: Eukaryota; Metazoa; Chordata; Actinopteri; Cypriniformes; Nemacheilidae
Gene: gja11
Product: gap junction protein, alpha 11
Exons: 2
Coding region: 292-1149 (285 amino acids)
Biological process (GO): cell communication
Cellular component (GO): connexin complex
Source: RefSeq, a predicted model, not a curated record
UGACAUGACAAGAGGGGGAAUAAAUGAUGACAGAAUUUUUGUUUCUGGGUGAACUAUCCUUUUAAUGUAUUCUGACCCAAAACUCCAGCUUUAGUUGUCUUUACACACUGGUAAUGGGGCGUUCUCAUCUUUUUGUCCAAAAGCUGCAGCCUUGAUAUGAAAGGGAGGUGGCAGAGCGGAGAUGAGGGGUUUAGAGAAAACAGUCAUUUGCAUCUGUUUGGUCCUUCCCGAGGGUGUCAUUUUUUCUGUUCGUCAACUUACAUUUGGAAUUUGCACGACUGAGACCUGAAAAUGGGCGAGUGGGACUUCCUCGGCAGACUGCUGGAUAAAGUCCAGAUGCACUCCACCGUGGUCGGGAAAAUCUGGCUCACCGUUCUGUUCGUGUUUAGGAUCCUGGUCCUCUGCGCAGGCGCUGAGAGAGUGUGGGGCGACGAGCAAUCGGACUUCACCUGCAACACGCUACAGCCGGGCUGCGAGAACGUGUGCUACGACAAGGCGUUCCCGAUUUCUCACAUACGCUUCUGGGUUCUUCAGAUCAUCUCUGUUUCCACGCCCACUCUGGCUUACCUGGGCCACGUCGUCCACGUCAUACACGCCGAGAAAAAAGUCCGAGAGAUGAUGAAUAAUGAGCAACUCAGCCUGAUCCCCAAGAAAGGCUACAAGUUGUACAAGUACAUCAGCGGCAAUGGGAAGGUCAACAUUCGGGGAAGUCUUCUGAUAAGUUACAUUCUCAGUUUGCUUUGUAAGAUAAUGCUAGAGUUGGGAUUCAUCUUCGGGCAGUACUAUCUAUACGGCUUCACCCUUCAGUUCCAAUACGUUUGUAACAAUUUUCCAUGUCCUCACAAGGUGGACUGCUUUUUAUCAAGGCCUACUGAAAAAACAAUCUUCAUUUGGUUCAUGCUGGUGGUGGCCUGCGUGUCUUUACUCCUGAACGUGAUCGAGAUCUUAUAUCUCUGUGUCAAAAAGCUAAACGAUUGUCUCAGCCGGAAACGAGACUACACCGUGACUCCCGUGACCGCGAUGGUGAACAGGAAGGACUUCAAGAGCAAGGAUCAGGUGAUUCAGAACUGGAUCAACCGAGAGAUUGAAGUUGGAAAUGAGGGAACCAAAAGCGUGGCUUCAGAGGACAUGCAAGAGGUCCGUAUCUGAUCGACAGGUCUCUGUACACAUAGCCUUUCACACGGUCAACUUGGGUAAACAAACAUCGAAACAAGCGACUCGUGCCUGCUUGAGACCCCCCUCCCGUUUCAAUGUCUGUCAACCCACAUGCUUACUGUUUUGUCUUUAUGACACUUUCAAACAAAGUACACUACGCUCUGUCUGUUUAACAAAUCAGGUGUAAUGUUGACAAUGAUUGUUUGAUAAAGACCUGUUUUCAUUUGAAAAUCUUUACUUACAUUUGCUGUUCUUUACUGUUCAAAUGUACAAAGGUUAAAUAAACAUCA